Molecule: messenger RNA, 6605 nt
Organism: Amphiprion ocellaris (clown anemonefish)
Lineage: Eukaryota; Metazoa; Chordata; Actinopteri; Pomacentridae
Product: nuclear receptor coactivator 3-like
Exons: 23
Coding region: 198-4868 (1556 amino acids)
Biological process (GO): cellular response to hormone stimulus; positive regulation of transcription by RNA polymerase II
Cellular component (GO): nucleus
Molecular function (GO): nuclear receptor binding; protein dimerization activity
Source: RefSeq, a predicted model, not a curated record
CCGCUCUGGGAGUGUUUCCCAUUUAAACAAACACGGUCUUGCCGAAGAUGGCGGAGAGUUUGUAGAGGCGUUAAAGAAACUGCUGUACUCAAUGAAAGCGUCGAAGCCGGAGAUGUGGAGACACUGAAGUGACACUAGAACCCUGAAUGGAGUUUGACUGGGGCUUGUACUGGCCAAGGUGCUGAUAUGCGCUGAAGAUGAGUGGCGUAGGAGACAACUCGUUGGAGCCACUGUGCUCCGACCGCAAACGUAAAUUGUCCACCUGUGACACACCAGGCUUAGGGUGUGACAAGCGUCGGAGGGAACAGGAGAGCAAGUACAUUGAGGAGCUGGCUGAGCUCAUCUCUGCCAACCUUUCGAACAUUGACAGCUUCAACGUCAAGCCUGACAAAUGUGCCAUCCUCAAGGAGACCGUGAGACAGAUCAGACAAAUCAAAGAGCAAGGAAAGAGCUCUUGCAGCGAUGAUGAUGUUCAGAAGGCGGAUGUGUCCUCCACUGGUCAAGGGGUCAUUGACAAGGACCAUCUGGGGCCACUGCUCUUACAGGCCUUGGAUGGUUUUCUCUUUGUGGUUAACCGCGAGGGCAGCAUUGUAUUUGUGUCAGACAAUGUGACGCAGUACCUGCAGUACAAGCAGGAGGAGUUGAUCAACACCAGUGUUUACAACAUCAUCCACGACGAGGACAGGGAGGAGUUCCACAAAAAUCUCCCCAAGUCCAAUGCACCAAAUGGAGCGUCAUGGAGUGGAGAGGCACCUGGUCAGAAAAGUCACACCUUCAACUGUCGUAUGCUGGUGAACUUCGUUCAUGGUCAGAGUCAUGGUUUGUCAGAAGAGAGGCCCGGAGGGCAGCGCUAUGAGACCAUGCAGUGUUUUGCCCUCACCCAGCCUCGGGCCAUGAUGGAGGAGGGAGAUGAUUUGCAGUCAUGUAUGAUCUGUGUGGCACGACGCAUCACUGCAGUAGAGAGGACAGAGAGGUUCAGCACUCGCCAUGAGCUGUCCGGCAAACUGAUUGAAAUUGAACAGCAGAGCUCUCUUCACACCACGAUGCGUCCAGGCUAUGAGGACCUGGUGAGGCGCUGCAUGCAGAUGUUCCUCAAUCGCAGUGAAGGUCAACCCUGGUCCUUCAAACGUCACUAUCAAGAUGCUUUCCAUAACGGCCACGCAGAGACGCCACUCUACCGCUUCUCGCUCGCUGAUGGCACCCCAGUCACAGCACAGACGAGGAGUGACCUCUGCAGGAAUCCCAACACAAAUGAACCACACUCUUUCCUCUCCACACACUUGCUGCAAAGGGAGCACAAUGGUUAUCGUGGGAACCAGGGUGGUGGCAUGAGGCCUCAAAAUAUGGGUGUAAACAACCCCAACCAGCAAAUGAACAUGGGCCCAGGAGGUGGCAUGGGCAUGAACAGGGGCUACGGCAUGGCUGAACAGGGCAACAUGCAACAAAGAGGAGGGCCUCCGUACACUGGGGGUAACCGCAUGAAUCCCAUGAACCAGAUGAAUCAAAUGAAUCCCAUGCAUCAGAUGAAUCCAAUGCAUCAGAUGAAUCAAAUGAAUUCCAUGCAUCAGAUGAACAGCAUGGGUCAAAUGAAUCAGAUGAAUCAAAUGAAUUCCAUGCACCAGAUGAACUCAAUGAACCAAAUGGGAUCCAUGAACCAGAUGAAUCAGGUGGGACAUCACAGCAUGCAUCAGCAGCAGCAGCAGCAGCAGCACCAGCAUCAGCAGAUGGGUCAGUUCCACGGAAGCGGAGGUGGACCUGGAGGUGGAGGGUACGGUAUGGGAAUGACCAGCCCUCCUCAGGCCAGUCCAGGGAUCAGCGGUCCUCCACACAAUGUCAUGGGUUCACCCAGAGUCCGAGGAAGCCCCAAGACGAGUGCCAGCCCCUUUUCUCCCGGAGGUAUGAACUCCCCCCUGAGCUCCACUAAUGCUGGUAACUCUGGAGGAGGAGGAACCAGCUUCUCUAGCAGCUCGUUGAAUGCCCUCCAAGCCAUCAGUGAGGGAGUGGGCAAUCCAAUGCCCUCCCCACUCACCUCUCCUCCUCCUCACAAGCCUGACAGCUCACCGAGCAUCAAUUCUACCAAUCAAGCUGCAGGAGGACCCUGUAAACCAGGCCCCCCAGCCUACUCUGACUCCAAGAGCCCAGGCAGCUCACUGGGGGCUGGUGGAGAGCAGCAGUCUCAGCAGCCUCCACACACCCCCACCAGUGAGGGUCCUCCUGACAAACCAGACAGCCAGGCCAGCAGAGAGGCAGGUCUGGGUGGAGGAGAAUCCAGCCGACGGGUCCCUGACAGUAAAUACCACAAGAAGCUUCUGCAGCUACUCACCUCCCCUACAGAUGAGCUGGUACCACCCAAUCACCCGCCGAGCUCUGGGCCGAGCUCCACGCCUGAGGCUAAGGAUGGAACAGCUGGGGUCACCAGUCCCUCCUCCUCAACAGGGGUCUCCUCCUCCACAAGCGGGAACCAUGGCUCUGUGUCCUCCUCUGGUGGCACAGGACAUUUACAAAGUCAGUCUCUGCAGGAGAAGCACAAAAUCCUCCACAAGCUCUUGCAGAAUGGGAACACUCCUGAUGAAGUGGCUCGCAUCACAGCUGAGGCUACAGGGAAGAGCAGCUUGGACUCAGGGGCACCAGAGCCAGGGCCUGCAGCCGCUGGAGGGGUGAGGGGAUCAGAAUCAAAGCAGGAGCAGAACAGUUCCAAGAAGGAGAAAGCACGCGCCCUCCUUCAGUACCUCCUCAAUAAAGACGACUCUAAAGAAGUUGGUGAUGUGAAGCCAAAGCUGGAAGAUUUGGAUGGGAGAGGAGCUCAGGGUCCAGGGGUCACCAGCUCAAACCCCCACUGCAUGGACGGCAAGGUCAAGCUGGAGCCAUCUGAUGAGACGGAAACCCUGGAGACCAUUCUGGGUGUCCCGAGGAACAACUCUGGCUUCUACCCCGAACCAGACUCCAGAGCUGGAAAGGAAGUGGGAAACAAACAGGGAGCUAUUUCUGACAGUUUACAUGAUGGGGAGAGAGGUCCGAUGCUUCCAGCUCAACGUGGAGCCUAUCAGAGAGCUUUGUCCAUGGAUGCUAAGCCCAUGGGUGGAGAGGGAGCAGUAGGAGGUGGGCUGACUACAAGAAGAAACGUCCCCUGUCCCACACUGGUCAAACAAGAGAUGAUUGAUGCUCCUCUUCGACCUGGACCUAUGCCCAAUGGCUUUCAUGGAGGCAUGGGUGUGUGUCCACCCCGGGCCAAUCCAACAAGAGGUAUGGUCAGAGGUAUGGGUAUUCAUCAGCGCCCUCCCAUGGCAGGGCCAGGGGAGUGGGGGAUGCCGAGGUCUGGCAGCAGCGCUGUGGCUGGACCAGGAAACCCCGGCAUGAUUCGCUCUGGGCCAGUGGGAGGACCCAUGAUCAAUCGCUCCAACAGUGCACCUGGAAACACCAGGUCAAUGCUGCAGCAGCAACUCAUGGAUAUGGGUCCCAAUGAAGCCAAUAUGGGAGUGAGUCCAUUUGGUGGACAUGGACCCCCACCUCAGUCCCCCUCCUGGCCAGACUCUGCCAUGGGAAUGGACAGACAACAGAGUAACACAAACAGAGAACCGUUUGCACACCCCCUGGAUGAGCUACUGGGGCCCCUAACCAACAGCGAGGGCCCAAGUGAUGAACGGGCACUUCUGGACCAGCUGGACUCUCUGCUCAACACUGCCGAUGUCAUAGCUCUGCAGGAAAUAGAUCGAGCUCUAGGCAUCCCUGAAAUAGUACGCCAGCCGCCGGGACCUGAAGGCCACCAGCAGGGCCAGGAUCAAGGCCAGGGCCAGUGUCCUCCAUCAGAGCCUUUCCCAGGGCCGGACUCCUCUAUAGGCAUGGACCAAAAACCAAUGUAUGGCCAGGGCUACCCGGGCCCUCCAGGACCCCCUUCUAUGGGCAUGCAGCCCGGUUAUGGCGGCAACACAAUGCAAGGCCAGUCUCCUGGAGGCUUCAACCCCAUGAUGAAUCAGAUGGGCCAGACAGGGGGCUUCCCAGGGAUGGCAGGCAUGGGGGGUAUGGGCAACCCCCGGGCAAACAUGACGAGACCUCGCAUGAUGACUGCAACCAAACCUCUUCGACUGCAACUACAGCAGAGACUACAGGGACAGCAGUUUAUGAACCAGACACGACAAGGCAUUAAGAUGGAAAAUGCCCCUGGGGGAAACCCUGCCAUGCGUCCAGGCAUGCAACCGGGCAUGCAGCCUGCAGGCAUGAGUGGUCAGCCUGGUUUCCCAAAUGUUCAGAUGAUGGCUCAGCGCAACAGGGAGAUGAUGACCAUGCAGAUGAGGAGGCAGCGCAUGAUGAUGCUGAUGCAGCAACAGGGGGGUCAGGGUCAGGGGGCAGCAGGAGGCUUCAGUCCUCCUCCUAAUGUCACAGCACCAGGAGGCAUGGACAGCCCCAUGGGAGGCCCCCCCAUGAACCAGCCUGGACAGCAGGGUUUCAACUAUGGAGGUAACUAUGGGAUGAACCAGCAGGGGGACUCAUCAUUCAUGGCUCCAGGUAGCAGUCCACCGGGAAAUAUGAUUCCAGGACGAAUGGGAGGUCCUCCACAGAACACCAUGGUGCCAGGGAUGCAGGGAAACCCACAGGGAGGGCACAUGUACCCGUCUGGAGAGAUGAAAGGCUGGCCGCAGGGUGGCAUGCCACGAAACAACUCAUACCCCCAGCAACAGUUCCCCCAGCAGGGCAGCCAGGGCCAUUUUGGACCUAUGAUGAUGAACAACUCCAUGGGUGGACCAGGGCCGGUCAGUGGGGCCGGUGCAGGACAGAUGGCCCAAAUGCAAGGACAGAUGCAGGGCCAAAUGGGCAUGAACCCUAUGGGAAUGGGAAGAAUACCAAUGGGACCUGAUCAGAAGUAUUGCUGAGGAUCUGUGGCGGACUACGAAAUCUGGACCCUUUCAGCUGUGGCAGAUCGAACUGGAUACACAAACACACAUACACCCACACUGUAGGAAUUGCCCAGCAUAAAAUGUGACACAGAAGACUCAGCACAACACACUGUUCGCCCUGGAGAAUGUGGAGGACUAAUUCGUGCUAGGUUUUACACCUUGCACAAACACACACACACACACAAACAUAAAAUAGCUGUGUGUGUGUGUGUUUUUCUGUGUUCAGGUGACUGACCUGAAGCUGUCGGGCAGUAUUCAGCGUCACAGCCAGGAUGCAGAACAGGACUACGGUACAACUGGCUGUGGCUGCACUUUACCUGGAGGCUUCUGUGCGGAAAAAGAUUGAUGCAAUAUUUCUUCAUCAUUACAGCCUUACUAGAGAUUCAAUGCCUUCACAACAAUGGGUUUCUUUUCUUUUUUUUUUUUUCUAUUCUUAUCCUUUGGAUGCGCCUCAUUCUUAAAAGUCAGUGGAAGCUAUAAGCACACAGUUUACUAUGUUAUGCAGAUCGGAGCAAUAACUCUCGCCUCUAUGCUUUAGACUAUAACUGAGCAUCAUAAUCCCUGUUAUAAGCAAGCAAAUGGUACUGCAGUAUUAGAUGUCUCAUGUCCUCUGUGAAUAUGAAUUGUAAAUAUUCUACAAAAUAUAUCAAACGUGCUUUUUAAAGGCCCAUUCUUGCACAAAGUAUGAGACCUGGUUGUAUUUUUGUGUCCCAUAGGUCAAUACUGAUUUGGUUGAUUAACUAUUUCUUAUGCUUUUUGCAAAUAUUGCAGGCGCGUCUGGGUGUCCAUUCCCCUUGUUUGUCAUUUUCUGAAUCCGUUUUAAUUUUCCAAAAAAUUAUGUAUUUCAUGUUUUAGCAAGGCACUUUUUACUUGUGAUGAGCAUCUGAUGUGUUCGGUGUGACGGCAUCAGACGUUUUAUUGGACGUUGGGGAACGUUUAUUCUGUCAGGACAUGGAGACGCUGACCACAUAAAUGAAAAGGUUUCGUGGGGUUCGGCGUGAGGUGAGCUGCGUGGGGUUUGUCUGCAGUACAGUGAAGGCUGCACUGUACAGAUCCCUCAGUUCACCAAGAAGCCUGGUUCUCGCAGUGUUCUCCCGCCGGCUCUGUCAAGUGUAUCUCCAUUCUCAUCAUGUUCUUUUGACUGUUAUCAACUCGCUGAAUCUACCUUUUCAACAUGCGCAAUCCAAAGAUAUUUUUCCACAUCUGUAUAGUUUCUGAGGUUUCUGGUGUACAUUUUUUAUGAUAUGUGUUAUAUUAUUCUGAUGGUAAAUGGGUACACGUGUACAUCUGUAAAAGCGUAGGAUGGUUAUCGACGUGAUAGUUUGUUCCACAGUGGGAAGCUAUCGGCGCAGUGCGAAGAGGACUGGAAACUCUCAACCCCACAGCAGAACGUUUUUUUACGCUCGCAAAAGAAAGCAUGUCUCGCUGUGAUGGAGGAAUACCAAUGGAAUGAAAUCCACUUAAAGACAUAUCAAUAUCUCAUCUAUUUUUCAGGAAAACAACUUCAUUUUAUGUCCAGAUUUUGUUACUUCAGGAAAAAGGAACUUUGUAGAGUUUGAAUGAAGUGCAAAAGAGGCAAGAGAUCAUUUGGUUUGUUUCUGUUUUUUUCUUUGUUUGGAGGUAAGAUAAGCUGUCAUUUUACAGGAUGUAUAUUACAGAUUUUUUUCUGUUGAUGUUGAAAUUUAUGUAAAUACAAAUUUCUAUUUAAACAGU